AUGGCGACAGACUUCCCUACCUGCGCUGACGGCGACGUCGCAGUCCUCCUAAGCCCGAUGAAGACCUACAAAUUGCACUCGCAAGUGCUGUCCCGGUUCUCAACCUUCUUUGCCGAGCAAUUGGAUAGAGACCCCGCCUUCAUCUCUGCAAAAGCACGUCGGGAGGGCGCAGCUUCGUAUCACUUCGAGCUGACCAUGACAUUCACAGGUGACAGCUUCGGCCGGCUUGAGCAGCGCGAGCUAUCCGAGAACGGCAAACCGAAGCACAGCAAUUUUGAGCGUACAGACCUCGAUGGACUACUAGCAGACGAAGACAGCGUUCGUCAAUGGGAUCUCCUCUUCCGUGCCUUCUACGCCAUUCAGAUCAAAUUUAAUGAUGAGAAUAUGGCCGUCCUUCUACAAGACUGCUCCGGUCUACUCGACGUUGCUGAGUCCAUCGGCUCGGUCGAGCGAAUCCGCGACAUCGUCGACCUCUCUCUAAUGCGUCAAGACAAAGUCCUCUGGCGCUCUAUCUAUGCCAACCCAGCCGCAUGGGCUGGUCUGGGCGCCCGCAUACAAUCUCCGUCCAUAUUCCGUGAAGCCGUCGUUCACCUCGUUGGCAACUGGAAACACAUCGACGUGUACGCAAAAGACAACCUCGAUCCUGAUGUUCGCGCCAUCGUUGAGAAAAAGCACGACUACAGUGAGCAGUUCAAACGAGUGGUCGAGCUCAGAAUUGCCGGCCACUAUCCACGAUGCACAUGGCGCAAGCCUGAGAACAACCCAGGCAGAGAAGAGUAUGCUAAGGAGAUCUACCCGUGGAUGGCCUCGUCCUUCUUCCGGCAUUGGUUGAUGCAGCAGUACUUCGAAGGUCACAGCAGACACGGGCCUGAUGGAGGCUAUCAGUUCUAUCACAACCUUUGGAAAUCAGGCGACGCAUAUCUCAGGCAUGAGGACUUCAUGACUUAUCACGAGUACUUUCCGAUGAGCCGGAAAGCGUGCACGAUUCUGGAGAAUGCGAUGAUGGACAUCAAGGACGAAGUGAGGGGUUUCGUGAAGGACUUGGUCGUGAAUCGUACGCACAUUCCGGCGAAGGAGCUCAGCUACAUCACCUGUACGCAGCUCGAAAAAGGAGACUUUCCAUGGGAAAUUAAGGACGAGGCAAUGCAGACACCUCCUGCGGAGUAUAUUGAGCGGACGCCAGAAUCUGAUAUCGAAUCGGUAGUGGUACCAGGCAGCAGCAAACCAAAAGGAUCCGCUCCUGGAGUUGCCGGAGUUGCAGGGAGGCCUUCAUCACCAGAGGUCAAGAUUGAAGGUAAGCCUAGACGCAAGCGCAAACCCAAGACCAAGGCUCCCAACAACGCCAAUGAGUCCACAGCCGCAGAGUCCUCCACAGGUCAGCCCGAUCUGCCUGCAAUCGAAGCUGCAACUCUGCCAGUCAAGCCGAAGCGCAAGUACACCAGAAAACCAAAGGUCACAAUCGACAUCACCGAGGCGGGCUCUGGGCCUUCAACUGCACAAACGACCGAGCCGCCGAAGAAAAAGCGUAAGACAACCAAAAAGGCAGCCAAGGAGGACACUGAUGGUGCUGCCGCAAGUGCUGAAAGAAAGCGAGCUCAGACGGAAGCACCACGAACCAAGCGUGCGAAGACUGCUGCGCCGCUGGGGACGAUUCAGAGGCCCAACUCCAAGGAGAAAACGACCGGACCUGGGGGCGCUGAUGGUGGAAGCGGAAGUGUUGGCAGUGGAAAUGUGAAUGCAGCUGUGGCCACAACGACUCCGCCGGGGAGUCCUUCAAUGCAUGCGAGGUCUUUUUUGGGUGGCCCAGUUGCUGAAAAAGAUGCCGAGAAAGCGGCUGCAGAUGUUGCCAGAAAGGCGCUGGAGUUGCAGAUGGGGCUGGAGUAA
Messenger RNA from Cyphellophora attinorum, 1884 nucleotides. RefSeq lists its product as uncharacterized. Lineage: Eukaryota; Fungi; Ascomycota; Eurotiomycetes; Chaetothyriales; Cyphellophoraceae. Bases 1 to 1884 code for a protein of 627 amino acids. The transcript has a single exon. The record is from RefSeq and is a predicted model, not a curated record.